AUGGAAGCUGCUUCAGCCACUGGAAUGUUUGGGAGGAAUAUCAGUGAACGUAAUCGAAAAUAUACUACAUUUGUUGGUGAUGGUGACAGUAGUUCAUACGGACGAGUGAAGGAUGCUAUGUUCCAAAAGUAUGGAGAUGAAUAUAUUGUGACUAAGGAAGAAUGUGUUGGCCAUGUCCAAAAAAGACUUGGUACAGCACUUAGAAAGUACAAGGCAGAUAAGAAGGGUAAAAAGCUAUCAGAUGGUAAAGGUGUUGGUGGUCGGGGAAGAUUGACAGACAAAAUCAUGGACAAAAUGCAAAACUAUUAUGGAAAAGCUAUUCGGGGAAACAAGGGUGAUCUUCUGGGAAUGAAGAGGAGCAUAAAAGCAAUUCAGUGCCACAUGAUUGAGAAUACAAAAGUACCUAUGCAAGAACAACAUGUCCUAAAGAUGAUAACACUUGGUGCAAAUUUUGGAAAGAAAAGUUAGAUGACACAGUAACAUAUGACCAAAGCAAUCGUUUGCCUGAGGUGUUUAUGGAAGAGUUAGCUCCAAUUUUUACAAGCUUUCUCAGGACAAUCUGCUCUCUAGGUGUUUGAAAGGGAUAACACAAAAUCAGAAUGAGGCUAUCAAUGGAAUGCUCUGGUCUAAAUGUCCCAAGACUAAAUUUUGUGGAGCUCGAAAAGUAACAAUAGCUGUCUGUGAGACCAUUGCCCUUUUCAAUACAGGUGCUGCCAGUAAAGCCAUGGUUAUGGAUAUAUUUGGCAUAACACCAGGCAGUAAAACAAUAAAAGCACUAAGGUUGCAAGAUCAGUCCAGAAUAAAAGCUGCUUCAAAAAAAGUUAGCGACAAGUACCAAAAGCAACGGCAGAAACUUCGUGCACAAAAAAGUCGAAAGGUGACAAGACAGGUUACCAGGCUGGCGGAUUUAGCCUGA
Messenger RNA from Paramuricea clavata, 916 nucleotides. Lineage: Eukaryota; Metazoa; Cnidaria; Anthozoa; Malacalcyonacea; Plexauridae. The record is from the annotation of a GenBank genome assembly.